CUCCUCCCUGUGGGCGCGUUUGUGCUUGUUGUUUCCAUGGUGACGCUCGUCCAAUGGGAUGUCUGGUAUGGUAACAGCUGCACUAGGGAUUGGGCGCAACCGUGCUGAGGAUCUGGACCCAGGGGCAGACCUGCAAUGACCUGGAAGGAUGACACUAGUGAAGUUGCCCACGCGAGAGUCGCCAGGUUGAACGACUAUUUGGAUGCAGAUGAUGGCAAGCAGGAAUUACAAGACAUGCUGCAGACACUAAAGCUCAGGAACAGCAUUUACGUGCAGGAACUGAACACUCUUUAUGAGGCUUAUCGUCCACAGACAGCCCUGGAACACAAGGAUUCUGCUAUAGAACAUUUUUCUCCCAGUAGUGCUGUAUAUAGCCACAGGACUGAAUAUCUGAAGGGAUUCCACAAUCCAGCCACAAACACAACGCCUAAGACCACCAAGAGAGCCCCUGAAUUCACUGUGCCCCAGCCUUUCCAUAUGACUGUCCGGGAAGCAGAGAAACGAGAGAAGAAGUCUACAGCAUGGGCCGAUCCAGCAGACGCUCGGGAUGAGGACGAUGCUGAAUGCUUAAAGAAGUUCCGUGCCCAGCCCGUGCCGGCCCACGUCUUCCUGCCUCUCUACGAUGAGAUCGUGGAGCAGUAUGAAGAAAAGAGGAAAUCUGGAAUCCAGAAACGCGCAGAGCUGCUGGUGUCAACGCAGCAGCCAUUCCGCUUCUUAUCGGAAGAGAGAAGACGACGAGCAGAGCGGCCAGUGACAGCCCCAACACAGACGAAGCAAAGCAGCGGGAAAACUAUCCCCAAAUCUGUUCUGGACCCCACCGUCAGUGACAAGCUGAGAGAAGCUGAGCUCCUAAGAAAGAUCAACAGUCAGAUAAGAGCUAAGGAUCUGCUGCAGAGCUGCUCAGCGCCUAUAGCCAACAGCCGCCACAUCAGGGACCCACAUUCCAGAACCAGCCUGACAACCAAACAGCGGCAUCUGGGUUACUUAGAUCAGAACCUGACUUUCCAGCCUCGCACAAACCCGUCUGUGCCGGACUUCCAGGCACUGUACAGAAGCUUCCAGAAACUCUCUCUGAAGAAUCAGCAGGUCAGCGAACCUACAGUGACCAAACCCUUCCUUCUGCGGACAUCCCGCCUGAGGGACAGGAAGAGACACAGCCGGACAGAGGACAAGCAGGAUGUUCUUCAGGACUCGCAGCCUAUGAGAUAUUCCAGCUAUCUCUCCAGCUUGUCACCGAAUACCCUUCCUGUGUACAUUACAGACACCACCAAGAGGAGGGACGUUGCCAUCAGGACGUCACUAGAGGAGCGGGACAAUGAGAACACAGAACAAGAGAAGUGGCUGCUCAAGCACAGACAGAAAUGCCUCAGAAUGCAGAAAUCUCUCUCCAGACGAGCAAAGGCACUAGACCAACAUACUCCGCUCGCAGAAGCCAAUAAGGAGAAGCUGAGACAGAAUAGGCAGUCUGAGCGUAAGAGAUCCCAGGAGUAUAAGGAGGAGCUGCAGCAGAUGAAGAGGCAGGUGGCAGUGAGACCGUACCUCUUUGAACGUGUCACAAAGGGCGGUGCAAGUAAAAACACAGGAUCCCAGGUCACACGCAGGCUGCAGUCAACCGGGAGGACGCAGGGAAAUACGGACCAGGAUCUGAUGGAUAACGGCUGGGAUGAGGACACCGAAUCACUGUGACACCUGCAACCCAUUUAUAGUCAGAAUGCUUCAAAGACCCUUUUUGUUGAGUGUUAUAGUCCAAUUUAUUCAUCUUUUCAUUUAGUGAAACCAUUUAGUUUGAUCUUUUGAGUAUGGGAGAGAGCCCGGGGACCGAGGUUCUCGCUACGGGAGAGAGCCCGGGGACCGAGGUUCUCGCUACGGGAGAGAGCCCGGGGACCGAGGUUCUGGCUACGGGAGAGAGCCCGGGGACCGAGGUUCUGGCUACGGGAGAGAGCCCGGGGACCGAGGUUCUGGCUACGGGAGAGAGCCCGGGGACCGAGGUUCUGGCUACGGGAGAGAGCCCGGGGACCGAGGUUCUCGCUACGGGAGAGAGCCCGGGGACCGAGGUUCUCGCUACGGGAGAGAGCCCGGAGGCCGAGGUCCUCGCUACGGGAGAGAGCCCGGAGGCCGAGGUAUUUGCUACGGGAGAGAACCAGGUGACCGAUGUGCUCAAUAUGGGAGAUAACCCGGAGACUGAGGUUCUCACUAUGGCAGAGAGUCUAGAGACUAAUAGGCCCUACACACUGGCCGAUUUUCUGAAAGAUAUGAACGAUCUCGUUCAUAAAUGAACGAGAUGAACGAGAACUCGUUCAUAUCUUUCAGUGUGGAGACUCCAGCGAUGAACGAUGCGCGGCCCCACGCUCGUUCAUCGCUGGUCUCCCGUCGGCUGUGCAUGCAGGCCAAUAUGGACGAUCUCGUCCAUAUUUGCCUGCACUUCAAUGCAGCCGCGUGACAGGGGGAGUGAAGAAACUUCACUCCCCCGUCACUGCCCCCCCGCCGCCGGGUCGCUCGUCGGCCGUUUCGGCCGUCGGGCACCUCGGCGGCGCAUCGUCAAAUGUGUAGGGCCCCUGAGGUUGUCACUAUGGGAGAGAACCAGGAGACCGAUGUUCUUAAUACAGGAGAGCCCCUGAAGGCCGAGGUGCUCACUAUGGGAGAGAACUAGGUGUAUAUUUACUAAAAUGCAGGUUUUUAGAAAUGAAGAUAUUGCCUGUAGCAACCAAUCACAUUCUACUUUUCAUUUAUGUAGCACCAUCUAGAAUAGCUAGAAUCUGAUUGGUUGCUAUGUAGAUCUAACCCCCAUUGACUGAAGAAGAAUCUAAAUAUUACUGCAAUGAUCGUACUAGGACUUUAUCAUCACUGCUUUAUUAGUAUAUGUAAUUCUGUUGCUCCUUUCAUUGUAUGCGUACAUCCCUCAUUUAUAUAGUUAUUUUAUAAAGAAUAUUCCUUAGCGCCUA
Molecule: messenger RNA, 2942 nt
Organism: Pseudophryne corroboree (corroboree frog)
Lineage: Eukaryota; Metazoa; Chordata; Amphibia; Anura; Myobatrachidae
Gene: FAM161B
Product: FAM161 centrosomal protein B
Exons: 8
Coding region: 136-1686 (516 amino acids)
Biological process (GO): cilium organization
Cellular component (GO): cilium
Source: RefSeq, a predicted model, not a curated record